Messenger RNA from Procambarus clarkii (red swamp crayfish), 3719 nucleotides. RefSeq lists its product as uncharacterized. Lineage: Eukaryota; Metazoa; Arthropoda; Malacostraca; Decapoda; Cambaridae. Gene Ontology annotation, molecular function: calcium ion binding. The record is from RefSeq and is a predicted model, not a curated record.
CGUGGCCUCCACACCUGCCAGCCGCACGACUGCCUUCCACCUACAUACGCCACGACGCUUACAAACCAACACACGAUCCUUCACGGACCCGUCGUGGAGUUGGCUUCGACGACACCUCCCCCAAGAGAGAGAGAGGGAGAGGGCCGUCUCGCUCCGCCAUCCGCAGCUUAUCGUUCCCAUACGCAAGAGAGUUUUCUUCUGGCUGCGGCAGCGUGGCUCUCCCGGUGCCCUGGCGUCAAGAAGGACCUUGGGGAAUGGGCGCUUCCUCAACAAAGUAUCAGUAAUUCGUGACGCCAGUGCCAGGGGGCUAGAGGGCCAAGGUGGUACUGCCAGCAAGAUCUCUUACACAUUGAUCUCAACUCGCAUUCCCAAGGAGUCGUGUUAUACUAAUUAUAUUUGUUAAUUAAUAAACGAGCUAAUUCAUAGUUCGGUAUAGCGUAAAUACAUAAAAAAGCUAAGAGUUUGGAUUCCACGCUCAGGAGCGGAAUGCAAACAGGAAGGCUGUGAAGCAGGAGACUUGUGUGUUGAGUGAAGCAGCGGCGUUGUGUGCGUGUGGGGACCUCACCUCUCAAUAUGGGCGCGCGAAGAGCUCCCUAUCUCAAUCUUAUACUGUGGGGGGCGGUAUUGUCGUGGGCGGGCCACGCUGACCCCACCUCCGUCCUCCUGAACCCGAGCGCCCCACGCCCACACCAGGAGGCCGGGCACCGCCUGCCCACACUCCACCAGGAGAGGGUGGAGGAGGCAGGUAACAGCCCCCAGCCGGAGCUCCUUGCUUCAUCUGAGGACCAGUACAAGGAGAGUGGAGGUUUCUUUCUGGAUGAGCUGGAAGCUGUCACCAGGUCGGACACGCUGGAAUGCCCGAGUGCCAACGUCAUCACGACACGGUACAAGUGUCAGGUGAGGGAGCAGUGGGUCGACUGCUUCCGGCGGCACUGCUGCCAGGGAUACAACUUCGUCGCCGGCAGGUGCCUGCCCGACACGGUGGACCCUUGCACGCAGGAAUUUUGUGAGCAGAAGUGUUCUGUGUAUUUCGGCCGCGUGAUCUGCACCUGCUACUCCGGCUACAGGUUCAGCCCAGAGAACCACAAGAGAGGUCUCACUCCAGUCUGUCUUGACAUCGACGAGUGUGUGGGCCACAACGGAGGCUGUGAACACCACUGUGUCAACGUGCCCGGCUCCUUCCACUGUACCUGCCGCUCAGGUUACCGUUUACGCGGGGACAAUAGCACGUGCGAGUUGGCGAGUGAGGGCGGGGCCUUGCAGUCUCCUGGCCAAUGGCAUGCCCCGCAGCUUGCAAGCCCCGCCCACAGCCUCGCCCUGCAGCCCGAUUCAGGUCAGCAGUGCUCCGCCUCCUGCUCCUCAGUUGGACAAAUGUCAGCUAAGAUCAAGAGCUUAGAGGAGAAGGUGGUGGCUCUCAGCACGGCCGUCCGUCUCUACAGUUUCGCCGCCGGACUCCCAGGACCCGAAGGUCCCCCAGGUCCGCCCGGAGCUUCAGGUCCCCGGGGCUUCCCAGGUCCAGAAGGGUCGCCGGGGCCCCCAGGGCAGAGGGGGCCAGAGGGCCCGGUGUGGGCGCCGCCGACGGAGAUGGCGCCAACGACACCGCGGCCGCCCGCUGACGACCCCUUCACCAAGGACGACUUCCCUCUCGACUCGUGGACCGUCCUCCAGGGGCGGGGACGACGACAGUUCUGCAGGUGUCGCCGCGGUGCCGUGGGCUCACCGGGGGCCCCAGGGAAGCCUGGGCCGCGAGGGCUUCCAGGGCCCGCAGGUCCCCCUGGAGAGAAGGGCGAACCAGGGUCCUUCGACUUCCUCAGCCUGAUGAUUGCCGACGUUAAACACGACAUCCAGAAGCUACAGGAGAAGGUCUUCAGCGCUGAGGACAUGCCGGAGCCGUAUGACCUGGCCGGGGCGCUAGCUACCGGCGAAGGCUCGCAGGCCGCCUGGCAGAACCAGUACAACACCCAGCUUCUGGAGCUUCUUACAGAGGAAGUCGAUAACAAGAUUUUUGGCGCCGCUAGACGAUUCCGGCCGCAGUCCUUGCAGCUUGACGGCGAAGGGAAGGACAAAGCCACAACUGAGAGAACCGAACAUAGUAAUGGGACGACCAGGGCGCCUCUCCAGAGCCGCGAGCUACAUCCAUCGCCUCAGCCUCCCUCGGGGAUUUCGGAAAGUCCUUCGCUAGAGAAAGCUGCUGAGGAGGAUCGCGUUGAGGAACUCCCUGAGGGAUAUUAUGAUACGGUCCUCAAUACCGGUGAUGCAUUAUUUAGUGAAUAUAUUCCAAACUAUGACUAUGGAGCCAUAUCAGACGCCACUUACUUCACUGAAUACGCUGCUAUUGACACGCCUCCCGCCUCCUCUCAUCCAGAGACGACAGGGGUGACGCAGCCACCAGCAUCCACUCACAAGAGCGACCAGGCAGGGACCUCUACAAAUCUGACAGCUCAUCACCUUUCCGAACCCAGUAAGAAUGCACCAAAUAAGGAACAAAUCAUCGGCCAUAGACUGUCGACAGAUGAUUUAGCUGCUUCACCCACAACAAAGAAGACUCCAGCUGUCAGUACCUCGCGCUCUCAACAAGAUACAGUCACUUCUGCGCCUGUACCACCUCAAACCCGUAGCGCUAGAGUGAAUACCGUCACAGAAGAAAUACAAAGAAGAGGUGAACAAGACUUGAUGAACCGACAGAACGGGCAGAGGAGAGGUUACACUGAGACUUCCCAUAAAGAACCAAGUCAUAUAUACCCUACCAGAAGCACGUCGACCCUCAGGCCCUCUGGAAGCGUUCGCAGUUCAAGCGUGCUUAAUACUAAUGCAAAAAGAGUCUCUCUUAACAUUAAGAAAGAUAUAAACCUAUUUGAUGAUAGUGAAAGUGAGCAUGACACUUCCUCUAGAGAAAGAGACGUAGGUCUGGAGGAGGUCGACGAGGGUAAUACUGAACGAGAGACUCUAAUAAGCACGAGAACCCAAGGCCAAGAAGUCGAAAAGGACGAGUUUACGAGGACGACCUCUCACGAGAUCAUCAAUGAGGCAGAGACGGACUCGCUGUACUCCAAUCGAAAGCUAACAGCAGUCGAUAAGUCUCGCAUAAAAGAGAACGAGAAGCUUAUUGACAUUUUGGAUGACAUCUUGAGAGAGCUAGAAGAAACUGCCAAGCUCUCACGCAUUACCAGAAAUCCGUAUAACGGGACGCUGAAUUCGAGUUCCCUCAUGCCACUCAAAGACAACACAAGCCUCCCUUCCAGUGCCUCUGGAAACAACACCAAACUUCCCAGAAACACAAAUUACAGCAUCAACUCGAUGGACAAUUCUGAAGCGCCCACAAGCAGUCCAUCGGUUGCCAAUAACACAGUCGGUUCCCCAGUCAGUGUUCCCAGUCCCACAGAGCCAGUCAUUGAAGGAAGUGUUGAAUUCAUGGUGUUCGCUGCCAGGCCCAGAGAGGACAGCCCUAGCCCAGCUAACAGACACACAAAAGUUAACUCGGAGGGCACUGGUCGGGCCACACAAUUUACGCAACCUGAUCAUCCCAGGCAACAUACUCAGCCCAAUUUACAAAAUACGAACCGAGGGCCCUCGCAUGAUUGAGGACAGCUGGAACUCUAGCGUGUAAAUACAUUAUAUAGCUUCCACCAGCUUAAAAUAUUUACCCCCUGUAGUUGUAGACUUUAGUACCUCAGUAAAGCAUCGUGAUCAGUAUAUAUAUAUAUAUAUAUAUAUAUAUA